Pseudozyma hubeiensis SY62 is the source of this 837-nucleotide messenger RNA. RefSeq lists its product as hypothetical. Gene Ontology annotation, molecular function: oxidoreductase activity, acting on the CH-OH group of donors, NAD or NADP as acceptor. The record is from RefSeq and is a predicted model, not a curated record. The transcript has a single exon. The coding region runs from base 1 to 837 and encodes 278 amino acids. NCBI's taxonomy places the organism in Eukaryota, Fungi, Basidiomycota, Ustilaginomycetes, Ustilaginales, Ustilaginaceae.
AUGUCGUCCACCGACGCAGCAUGCGAAAAGACGCCGUCCACAUCGUCGCUCGGCCUGUUCAAUCUGUCCGGUAAAACAGCUUUGCUCACCGGUGGAACUCGCGGCAUUGGUCAAGCGUGUGCUGUCGCGCUCGUCGAAGCCGGUGCCUCCGUCAUCCUCGCAGUGCGUCCCGGAACCAUUUCCUCUGGUGCCCAUCCAGCGCUAGCACCUCUCACCUCUGUACCCAACCAGUCCUCGACCCAAAAGCACUCGACCGUCGACGCCGAUCUCUCGGACCUCGCCCAAGUAAAGACGCUCUUCGACCGAGCCCUCACGCAAGCCCCCACCUCUGCCAUCGACAUUCUCAUCAACUGCGGCGGCAUCCAGCGUCGACACCCAUCCACCGACUUCCCCGAAUCGGACUGGGACGAAGUGCUCAACGUCAACCUCAAGGCCGUCUGGCUGCUCUCGCAGGCCGCUGGCCGACACAUGGUGCCGCGCCGCUCCGGAAAGAUCAUCAACUUUGGCUCGUUGCUCACCUUCCAAGGCGGUCUCACUGUCCCUGCUUACGCCUCCGCCAAGGGUGCCGUGGGUCAGCUGACGAAAGCGCUGAGCAAUGAAUGGUCAAAACACAACGUCCAGGUCAACGGCAUCGCUCCGGGUUACAUUGCGACGGAUAUGAAUGAAAAGCUCUUGGCCGAUCCGACGAGGUUGAGACAGAUCAGCGAGAGGAUCCCGGCGGGCAGGUGGGGUGAACCGGCAGACUUCAAGGGUCCGUUGCUGUUCUUGGCUAGUCAGGCGAGUCAGUAUGUCAGUGGUGAGAUGUUGGUUGUUGAUGGUGGCUGGAUGGGUCGUUGA